AUGGAUACAUUUAAAGGGUCCGUGAACGGUGUCUUGUACACCGAGGCUGCCGAGAUCUUCAGACCUGUAGACCCAUUUAAUGGUCCCGUGGAGUCCAUUGAACCCUGGAACUUUAAGUUUUUGGCAGCGCUGAUGUUCGUCAUUACUGUUCUGUCCUUGUCUGAAAAUUUCACCGUCAUGCUAGUAACUUUUAAGUUCAAGCAGCUGAGGCAGCCUUUGAAUUACAUCAUUCUCAAUUUAUCUUUAGCGGAUUUUCUCGUGUCUCUGAUUGGCGGAACUAUUAGUUUCCUCACCAAUAUUAAAGGGUAUUUCUUCAUGGGAGCUUGGGCUUGUGUCAUGGAAGGAUUCGCGGUGACAUUCUUCGGGAUUGUUGCAUUGUGGUCUUUGGCUGUGCUUGCUUUUGAACGAUUUUUUGUGAUCUGUCGUCCUUUGGGUAAUAUUCGGCUACGGGGAAAACAUGCGGCUUUGGGAAUUCUGUUUGUCUGGACAUUCUCUUUCAUUUGGACCAUCCCGCCCGUACUGGGCUGGAGCAGCUACACUGUCAGUAAAAUUGGCACCACCUGUGAGCCCAACUGGUAUUCUGGAGAUUAUUUUGACCACACCUAUAUUAUCACAUUCUUCACAACCUGUUUUAUAUUACCAUUAGCUGUAAUCAUUGUAUCAUAUGGAAAACUUAUGAGAAAACUGCGGAAGGUUUCAGAUACGCAGGGCAGAUUGGGGAGUACAAGGAAGCCAGAAAGACAAGUCACAAGGAUGGUCAUUGUCAUGAUUGUAGCUUUUUUAAUCUGCUGGACACCAUAUGCAGCCUUCUCCAUUAUUGUCACUGCAUGUCCAACUAUUUACCUGGACCCACGUUUGGCAGCAGUCCCAGCCUUUUUCUCCAAAACUGCUACAGUUUACAACCCAGUGAUAUAUGUGUUUAUGAAUAAGCAGUUUAGGAAAUGUUUAAUACAACUCUUUCAUUGCAACAAUAAUGCAAUAGACUUAAAUUUCAACCAGACUACGGACAGAGGUGGUAUCACCGCUGGAACCAAUGAAGGCAAUAAAGAUUUCAUUGAUCAUUUUUAAGAAAACCUGCUAAAAGAAAAUGGCAGCAAGAUAAAACCUGUCAUUUAUCAUAUCAAACGAUCUUUAUAUACAGCACAUAAAGUGUGACAAAGGGCACAGCUAAAGAAAUUCUUAGUAUUAUGGCAUCCAUUUAUUAUUGAUGUGUUGACUGAAGUUUAUCCUUUAUUAUAGACUUGUACGAUCUAUACUAUCUUGUUUCUUUGUACACCUAAAAUAACUUAGAAACAGUAAAUAAAGCUUGUUCUCGCUUCCAUUCCAUUUUCUGAAGGAAAUAUAUUCUAAAUUUGAUGAUAAAUCUGUGUACUUUGUGUGUUUGACUAUCCAUUCAGCUGAUGUUAUGUCUCUGCUCAUUUUCAUUACCACUUUCAAAAGCAAAAGCAAUCAGUUGUGUCAGUAGCAUUUUCUUUUAUGAAUAAUUUGUUCUUUGUUAAAUGAUACACUAUGUCUUGUGUUAAAUUUCUAUGUCAUUUAUUUAUUUUUUGAAAGCAAAAUUGACUUGAAAUAUUUGCCAUGCAAUAUCCCCUGUGUGUGUUAAUAAUUAAAAGAUUCAAAUAUAAGAUUUUUUUUUAGCUAAAAUGUAGUGAUUUCAUUAUUAAACUUGAAAUUGCUUUUCUCAUUCACUGCAAUUAUUAUGAAAUAAAAAUGC
Molecule: messenger RNA, 1714 nt
Organism: Polypterus senegalus (gray bichir)
Lineage: Eukaryota; Metazoa; Chordata; Cladistia; Polypteriformes; Polypteridae
Gene: valopa
Product: vertebrate ancient long opsin a
Exons: 6
Coding region: 1-1068 (355 amino acids)
Biological process (GO): G protein-coupled receptor signaling pathway; visual perception
Cellular component (GO): membrane; photoreceptor outer segment
Molecular function (GO): G protein-coupled receptor activity
Source: RefSeq, a predicted model, not a curated record